Molecule: messenger RNA, 772 nt
Organism: Vanessa atalanta (red admiral)
Lineage: Eukaryota; Metazoa; Arthropoda; Insecta; Lepidoptera; Nymphalidae
Gene: Ak1
Product: adenylate kinase isoenzyme 1
Exons: 5
Coding region: 105-689 (194 amino acids)
Biological process (GO): nucleoside triphosphate biosynthetic process
Cellular component (GO): cytosol; cytoplasm
Molecular function (GO): AMP kinase activity; ATP binding
Source: RefSeq, a predicted model, not a curated record
GGCCUUGACCGCUCAAAUCAAACCGCAGUUGCCCCGCAGAGCUCGCGGUACACGGACGUAGUGAUAUUUUAUUUUGGAACUGGGAUCGCGGUAUAUUUUAAAAAAUGGCACCAAUUGACCCGAGCAAGACACCAAUCGUUUGGAUUCUGGGAGGUCCUGGAUCAGGCAAGGGCACGCAAUGCGAGAAAAUAAUCGCCAAGUAUGGAUUUACCCACCUCUCGACAGGCGAUCUCCUCCGCGCCGAAGUGAAGAGCGGUUCCGAGAGAGCGAAGUGCCUCUCUGCCAUCAUGGAAAGGGGUGAGCUGGUCCCCAAUGAUCUCGUUCUGGACCUGCUGAAGGAAGCAAUGUUGGCGAAAACCGAUGAAGCCAAAGGUUUCUUAAUCGAUGGCUACCCGCGCGAGAAGUCACAAGGAAUCGCCUUUGAGAAGACCAUCGCGCCAGUUACUGUGAUAAUCUACUUCGAGGCGUCGUCCGAGACGCUGACGAAGCGCCUGCUGGGCCGCGCCGCCAGCUCGGGGCGCGCCGACGACAACGAGGAGACCAUCAAGCUGCGCCUCAAGACCUUCCUCGACAACAACGACCAGGUCCUGGCGCAGUACCCCGACAAACUUAAAAGGAUAAACGCGGAGGACAGCGUCGACGCAAUCUUCAGCCAAGUCGUGCAGAUCCUGGACCCGCUGGUCAAGUGAUAGCUCUUAGAUAAAUUGUAUAUAAAAAAACUAAUUAAUUUUACGGCCUGUUGAUCAAUUAUACUUUUAUUUGUUUAUUUAUU